Cetraspora pellucida is the source of this 159-nucleotide messenger RNA. The record is from the annotation of a GenBank genome assembly. NCBI's taxonomy places the organism in Eukaryota, Fungi, Glomeromycota, Glomeromycetes, Diversisporales, Gigasporaceae.
GAUAAGUAUCUUAAGCUUGAUGAUGAGAAAGAUCUUAGAAUCAAACUAAGAAAAAUUCAGUUGACUGGAAAGUUAAUACGUGAAAAAGAAUGUAAAUUGGCUAAACAAAUUGGUCUUGACCCCCAAGAUUGCAAUACACCUGAUUUUUCUGUUAGUUGA